Molecule: messenger RNA, 2618 nt
Organism: Scleropages formosus (Asian bonytongue)
Lineage: Eukaryota; Metazoa; Chordata; Actinopteri; Osteoglossiformes; Osteoglossidae
Gene: lsr
Product: lipolysis stimulated lipoprotein receptor
Exons: 11
Coding region: 110-1981 (623 amino acids)
Biological process (GO): establishment of blood-brain barrier; tricellular tight junction assembly
Cellular component (GO): tricellular tight junction; plasma membrane
Source: RefSeq, a predicted model, not a curated record
UUUAAUUAAAAUAUUAAAAAUCUGUUACGUACCAUUCCACUGUGAACUAGGAGCGGUGACAUUUCUGAUUUCACGCGACUUGCUUGAGCGCACUUGACUUGUAAAAAUCAUGAUCAUGUCUACAACAACUUUUACUUUCGCCGCCUUCUUGUUAAUAGGGUCCACAAUGGCAAUUUCGGUCCAGUGCCCCUCAAAGAGAUACGUUGUCAUACUAUUCCAACCAGUCACCCUGACUUGCAACUACCAGACAUCCUCUACCCAGCCACCAGUGGUGACCUGGAAGUACAAGUCUUUCUGUCGGGACCCUAUCCAGGCAGCCCUCAACCCGAGCAGUGCUGAAAAUGCCAUAUCACAGGUUAACCCAAACUAUAACCCCAAUAUUGAGUGCUCAGACAGCGCGCGGACCAUUCGCAUUGUGGCUUCCAAGCAGGGAAGUAGUGUCACCCUUGGGAACGAGUACCAGGCUCGCAAGAUCAGCAUCAUCAAUGAUGCUGACCUAAACAUAGCGCAGACGGCCUGGGGUGAUAGUGGAGUCUAUGUCUGCUCUGUAAUUUCUUCCCUGGACCUCACGGGAAACAGUGAGGACUAUACCGAGCUCAUAGUUUUGGAGAGAAAGUCUAAUACUACAGACCUCCUGCCUGGCAUUGACUUACUGGUCAUGGAAGAUUGGUUGCUGGUGGUGUUAGUGGUGCUUGGCUUUCUACUCCUCCUGCUCUUCAUCGCCAUUUGCUGGUGCCAGUGCUGCCCACACACGUGCUGCUGCUACGUGAGCUGCCCCUGCUGCCCUGAGCGGUGUUGCUGUCCUAGGGCAUUGUAUGAAGCUGGAAAGGCCGUAAAAUCUGGUGUGCCGAGCCACUACGCCCCGACCCUCUAUGCACCCAGCAUGUAUGCCCAACCACCCUAUGGUGGUGCUGUGCAGAACCCCAUAGCCAUUCCCUUGCUGCCCCAGCCCAUCAACCCCGUUUCCCAACCCAAUGGCUAUGGUCGUGACUAUGAUGGUGCCAGCUCCGUUGGGCAGGGCUCCCAGGUUCCAUUGCUCAAUGAUCAGGACAGUGGGGGCAACACAACACGCAGUGGCUAUCGCAUCCAGGCUAACCCAGAUGGAAAUGCCACACGAGUACUCUACUACAUGGAGAGGGAGCUGGCUAACCUCGAUCCCACCAGGCCUGUCAACAGCUCCGGCAAUUACCACCGCUUGGAUGGGAUGAGCGAGGUCAGCUCUUUACAUGAGGAUCUGGAUCCCCGCACUCGAGGGCGGUCACAGCCUCCUCCUCUGGCUACAGUUUUUGAUCAGGAUGAGAACAUGAGCACCAUCAGCAGUGUUUCUCAGCAGGGUCGGCGUGAUGACUAUGCCAGACGAGGAGGUGUGCCUUCAAGGGGCUAUAUGGCUACCCGAGGACGUGCACGCUCAGUGGACAACCUGGAUGAUGUUGGCCGUGGUUACCGCGACCGUGAUGACUACCCUCUCAAUCGGCGUGAGGGAGGAGCCAGAGGAGGCCGGAGAGGUUCUGAUGACGAAUGGAGCAGCAGUGGCCGUAGCGACUAUAACCGCUAUGAUCGCAAUAGACGUGACUAUUUACCUGAUGACCGCUGUCCUGGUGGGGGUUACCAGGGCAGACGUAGCCGCAGCCGUGAUGAUCUGAUGGAGCUGGAACGGGAUCAUGGGAGAGGAGGGCAUCAGCCCUAUGAUGACAGCUUCCUGAAGGAGGCACUGCAGAGGAAGAAGAUGGGCGAGCAGCAUCGGACCCGCAGUCGGGAUAGGCUGGACAGCGAGAGCGAUCGCUCAGAGCGCAGCCGGGGAGGACGAGGCCCACCGCCUCUGCCUCUCACCCCGCCCUCCUCCUACCCUGAUCGUAGGCCUCACAACGACAUGUUCCCACCCCCUCCUCCACCCUACAGUGAAGAUGAGAGUGUGGCGUCCUCCAAGAAGAGCAACUUGCGCAAGAAUGGAGCGGUGAGUCGGGAGAGUUUGGUCGUGUAAUGGAAAGUUUGACUGCGCAUCUUUUUUCGAUAUGACAAACCGACCUUUUUGCUUUAGUUCUGUUUUUGUCCAUGAUUACUACUUCUGUUGUGUAAAUUGCAUAGUAUGACAUUUUCUAUAUUUUUUUUUUUAUUUUAUUAAAAACACCAAUUAGGGGUAUAGCUUGCUUUUGACAGUGAUGGCCCUAUAUGCGUAGACUGUAUUGACAGAAAAAUAAAUCAGUCCUUUGAUAGCAUGCCUUUUUUUAUGAAUGGUACAUUUUUACAGCCUUUUUUUUAACAAUUACUGGUUCAUUUUGUAGAUUAAUCAUAAAUACUUUUAACAGAAUUCAUCUGUGAAAAUCUAAAAGCUUUAAAAUACAUGCUCAGUUGUUUGUAUACUUGUACAUUAUAUUUACAAUGCUUCAUAUGUUUUAGCAGUGAGUUGUUAAAGCUGUUGUCUUUCUAGGUGGACAUGACUGUUCACUUUAGCUACCAAUCAUUUAAAUUUUUUAAAAUAUGGUAAUUUUUCAACAAAAUUCUUUGUAAUACUUUUUGGUUUCCUUCUCUGAGUGUUGGAAGGUAAUUUAUGUUUCAGGAAUGUUGUUGCUUAUUAUAUGUUUAAUUUUGUACAGAUGAAUGAGAAAUUGGGGAGAUUA